Messenger RNA from Botrytis deweyae, 591 nucleotides. RefSeq lists its product as uncharacterized. The record is from RefSeq and is a predicted model, not a curated record. Bases 1 to 591 code for a protein of 196 amino acids. NCBI's taxonomy places the organism in Eukaryota, Fungi, Ascomycota, Leotiomycetes, Helotiales, Sclerotiniaceae. The transcript has a single exon.
AUGUCAGACUAUUCGGAUUUGCCAUUGGAACUUGAACUUCGAAACCAAAUUUACAGAGAUACAGUAAUCCCCAGGUUAAUAGCAAAAGCGCAUAGAUUCAGUCCAUAUGAAAAGUUACGAAAAUACUUUCAAAACAAACUUCGCGCUUGGAAGUCGCAACAACGUAAACUUGCCAAGGCUCAACAGCAAGGAGCUCCGGCUCGUAGACGGAGACAAUGCAGGGGCAUCAAGCCAAGAGCCGAAGAACAAAAUUCACCAAUGAAAGCUCGUCGUGUCCGCCGUUCACCUCAAACGUUACGACGAGAAAGAGAAGCGAUACGUGCCUGGAAGAUACGAUACGCUAAUCAGCCACCUCCCAGUCCACGAGAUGAAGCUACCGAGUCUCAACUGCCAGAAGCUCCGGCUCGUAGACGAAGACUAUGCAGGGGUAUCAAAUCAAGAGCUGAAGAACAAAAAUUCGCCAAUGCAGACGCACAACCUCUCGGGCCAUCUCGAAUGUUACGACGAGAACACAAAGAAGCGAUACGUCGCUGGAAGUUACAACAAGUUCAUCAACCAGAUCUCAUUCAAGAAGAUGAAUCUGUAGAUUGA